AUGUCCGCAUCUGUUUUGAAAUUUGAUGCGAGAGUUGCUGCAAGGCACAUGCAUGGUAGAUACAAACAAAUAAUCAUAAUUUAUGGCUUUCAGUCUGAUGACCGACACAAGCAAAUGAAAAUUCCGUUUCCUGUUUUACACUCAAAUGUAGAUGAUGGAGACAAUAAUAGGAAAAAAGUAAUCGCCGUUUGCUAA
Molecule: messenger RNA, 195 nt
Organism: Clunio marinus
Lineage: Eukaryota; Metazoa; Arthropoda; Insecta; Diptera; Chironomidae
Source: the annotation of a GenBank genome assembly